GGCGGCGGCGAAGACGAAGACGCCGGAUCCGUCUCGGGCCGGGCGAAACUGGCUCCCAACGCCCCUUGGAUAAGGAGUCUUUUCAUUUUAUUUUACCCAAAACAUGAAGGAGGAUGUGCAGGCUUCACACUGUUGGAGUCUUGAAGCUGUUUCAUCAAGGGAAAGGAGGCUUGUCCUGAAAUGGUGCCUAUAAUCCUCGUUGCUAAAUAAGUAGUAUUGGAGUUGUAGGAUUUGAAUACGGCUGUCUGCCCUUUUGUUGUUUGGCACAAGUAUCCUCCACCAGAUGUUUUGCUACACCAUCAAAAAUAUUAUGCUGGUGUGUUUUUUCCAGCCCCCAGACCGCAACAACUGAUGGCUGUAGACCAUCAAUGUACUUUAUCUAGCAGCAUCUUUGGGGCCUUGCCAUGUACUCUGGUAUGGUUAUUAUGAGCAAGAAAUUUGUGAUCAAAUGAUUCUUUGACUUUUAAAGCUAGAGAAAUAGACUUGAAAGAAGUUCUACUUGACAUUGGAUUGUUGUAUACUGCAUCUAAAAAUUAAGGUCAAAAACUCUUUUUCUGUUGCUUUGCUGGCAGCAUCAAAGUUCUCACGUGACAUAACUGCCGCAAUUGUGUGCCUUUUAUCCCUUUGGAUCAUAAAACAAGGAAGAAAGGUGUUGGAAAAAGCCAAACUGUUGUCUACUCUGAGGUUUUAAUACAGUUUUUGAGUUAGUUUAAAAAGCAAAGAUGUCAUUCUUCAAUUUUCGUAAGAUCUUCAAGUUGGGGGGUGAGAAGAAAAAGAAGCAGUAUGAGCAUGUCAAGAGAGACUUAAACCCAGAGGACUAUUGGGAAAUUAUAGGAGAACUGGGAGAUGGUGCUUUUGGAAAAGUAUUCAAGGCUCAGAACAAAGAAACAAAUGUGCUUGCUGCUGCAAAGGUGAUUGAUACUAAAUCUGAGGAAGAACUUGAAGACUACAUGGUUGAAAUUGAUAUCCUAGCAUCCUGUGAUCAUCCUAACAUUGUCAAACUUCUAGAUGCCUUUUAUUAUGAAAACAACCUUUGGAUCCUGAUUGAAUUCUGUGCUGGUGGUGCUGUAGAUGCUGUAAUGUUGGAACUUGAGAGGCCACUAACCGAGCCACAGAUCAGGGUAGUUUGCAGGCAGACACUUGAGGCGCUGCACUAUCUGCAUGAAAAUAAGAUCAUUCAUCGAGAUCUAAAAGCUGGCAAUAUUCUUUUCACAUUGGAUGGAGACAUUAAGCUAGCGGAUUUUGGAGUGUCUGCUAAAAAUACAAGGACAAUACAAAGACGUGAUUCUUUCAUUGGUACUCCAUAUUGGAUGGCUCCUGAAGUAGUAAUGUGUGAGACCUCUAAAGACAGGCCUUAUGAUUACAAGGCUGAUGUUUGGUCUUUAGGUGUCACUUUAAUAGAAAUGGCUGAAAUAGAACCACCUCAUCAUGAAUUGAAUCCAAUGCGUGUUCUGCUGAAAAUAGCAAAGUCGGAACCACCAUCGUUGGCACAACCUUCAAGAUGGUCUGCUGACUUCAAAGACUUCUUAAGGAAAUGUUUGGAAAAAAAUGUAGAUGCCAGGUGGAACACUGCUGAGCUUCUACAGCAUCCAUUUGUUACUGUAACUUCUAAUAAACCAGUCAGAGAACUGAUUGCAGAAGCAAAGGCUGAAGUUACAGAGGAAGUAGAAGAUGGGAAAGAGGAGGAAGAAGAGGAAGAAACUGAAAAUUCUCUGCAGUUACCUGCAAGUAAACGAGCCUCAUCUGACCUCAGCAUUGCCAGCUCAGAAGAGGAUAAACUUUCACAGAAUGCCAGUAUUCUGGAAUCUGUUUCUGAAAAAACAGAGCGUUCAUCCACAGAACAGGCUAGUACUAAUGCACUUGAAGGUGAAAAAACAAGUGUGGCUCCUGACAAAAAUGAAAAGGAGAAAUACAUUGCCAGCACGACUGAAGCCAUACAAGAAGACACUGAAAAACUAAAGAAUGGAUCUGCAUUGCUCCAUGAAGAUGAGGAAGCGAAGAAGAGUGAGAAAACAACUGAAAAUUCAAGAUUAAGUGAAAACACAGAGUCACAGAAAGAGGAAAAGGAAAUUGGCGCAGUAGUAUCUGAAACUAAUGUUGAGCCCUGUCUAAAAACAGAGGAGGGAAAGGACCUCACAAAUGAAUCAGUGGUUGAAAACAAACAAGAAACAAUUCCUGAUGAUGGAGGCAGCAGUGCAGAAAUUACAGAUACAGUCUCUAAAGCAGUUGGUGUGAAAGAAGAAAGUACCACAAACCUCCAAGACAAUGAAAUGGAAGAGGCAAAGCCUACCGAAGGAAUUAAAGAGGUUGAGGAAUUGCAAGGGGAUGACAAAUGUAAGGAGGGUGACCUGAAAGAGGCCAAAAGUCAGAAAAAUGAAGUUACUGCAGGUACUGAGGAAUCACAGGUGAAGGUCAUAGCUGAGACAGUUGAUGAACCACAGAAGCAAAUAAAAGAAGGUACCAGUAGUCCACAAGAGAUGGACAGUGCUGGCAACAAUCUGGUCACUGAUGUAGAUAAAGUGCUUGAAAAUGCUCAGGAGCCAGCAGAGUGCCUGGCUGAGGAUGCUUCUGAGAAAGUCCCAGAAAUGGGAAAAAUUGUAGAUUCUGAUCAGCAGUUAGUUGAGGGAUACAGUGACGAUUCAAAGAAGACAAGCAGCACAAAGGAAACAGAGGCCAGUGUUUCAGAAAGAGAAGACAACAUUGAUCAUAAGCCAGCAGACAAAAAACACACUGAAGAGGCAAGAACUGAGGAAAGCAAUAUUGCACCAGGGGAUAAAACUGCAGAACCUGAUCAUAAAUUAGAAAACAGAGCUGAGGAGAAGCAUGAGAAUAAUAUACAAAUGGACACAGACCGACCAGCAGUUUCCAGUGGCUUGCCAGUUGAAAAUAAGCUUGAAGAUUCUGCAGCCAAGCAGAUGCAGGAACAUGAGGUGUCUUCGGUACCCAAUAUUAGCAUUAGCUCUGCAGAAAAUGAGGCAGAAGAUAAAUCUGGCAAUCAGGAUAGUGUUGAAAACUCGCAUCAUGUUGAUUCUGAAAGCGCUAAAGAAAAUGAUACAGAUUCAGGCAGAGGUUCCACUGCUGACAACAGCAGCAUUGAUUUGAACUUGUCCAUUUCCAGUUUCCUCACUAAAAACAAGGAGAGUGGAUCAAUAUCUUUACAAGAAACUAAAAGACACAAGAAAACAUUAAAGAAAACUCGCAAAUUUGUUGUUGAUGGCGUGGAAGUAAGUGUGACUACCUCUAAAAUUGUAACAGAAAGUGAUUCUAAAAGUGAAGAAUUACGAUAUCUUCGGCGUCAAGAAUUAAGAGAGUUACGACUUCUACAAAAAGAAGAGCAGCGAGCUCAACAGCAGCUUAGUAAUAAACUUUUACAACAAAGAGAACAGAUGUUCAGGCGCUUUGAACAAGAAAUGACGAGCAAGAAGCGGCAAUAUGACCAGGAGAUUGAAAACCUGGAAAAACAGCAGAAACAGACAAUAGAGCGCUUAGAACAGGAACAUACAAAUCGCUUACGUGAUGAAGCAAAACGCAUCAAAGCAGAACAAGAGAAAGAACUGUCCAAAUUUCAGAACAUGUUGAAAAACAGGAAAAAGGAGGUUUUUAAUGAAGUGGAGAAAGCACCAAAAGAGCUGAGAAAAGAGCUCAUGAAACGCAAGAAAGAGGAACUUUCUCAAUCCCAGCAUGCCCAGGAGCAAGAGUUUGUACAGAAGCAGCAGCAAGAACUGGAUGCAUCGCUAAAGAAAAUCAUUCAGCAGCAAAAAACUGAGCUAGCUACCAUUGAGCGGGACUGUCUUAACAAUAAGCAACAACUCAUGAGAGCCCGUGAAGCUGCAAUAUGGGAACUAGAAGAAAGACACUUGCAGGAAAAACACCAACUGCUAAAACAGCAACUGAAAGAUCAGUACUUCAUGCAAAGACAUCAGCUGCUUAAACGGCAUGAAAAAGAAACUGAACAGAUGCAAAGAUAUAAUCAGCGGCUUAUUGAGGAAUUAAAAAACAAGCAUACCCAGGAAAGAGCUCGAUUGCCCAAAAUCCAGCGAAGUGAAGCAAAAACUAGGAUGGCAAUGUUUAAAAAAAGCCUAAGAAUUAACUCCUCAAGCACUCCGGAACAGGAUCGUGAAAAGAUUAAGCAGUUUGCUAUUCAGGAAGAAAAAAGGCAAAAAAAUGAGAGACUGGCUCAACAUCAAAAACAUGAAAAUCAAAUGCGAGACCUCCAGCUGCAGUGUGAAGCCAACAUUAGAGAAUUACAUCAGCUACAGAAUGAGAAAUGCCACCUGCUGGUUGAACACGAGACUCAGAAAUUAAAAGAGCUGGAUGAGGAACAUAGCCAAGAACUUAAAGAAUGGCGAGAGAAACUGAGACCAAGGAAAAAGACAUUAGAAGAGGAAUUUGCUCGUAAACUUCAAGAACAGGAGGUUUUCUUUAAAAUGUCUGGAGAAUCUGAAUGCCUUAAUCCAUCAACGCAAAGCCGGAUUUCCAAAUUCUACCCGGUCCCUAGCCUGCACUCCACUGGAUCAUAAAUUUUGAGCCUCUGUGAGGUGGCUUUGG
Molecule: messenger RNA, 4548 nt
Organism: Lacerta agilis (Sand lizard)
Lineage: Eukaryota; Metazoa; Chordata; Lepidosauria; Squamata; Lacertidae
Gene: SLK
Product: STE20 like kinase
Exons: 20
Coding region: 723-4520 (1265 amino acids)
Biological process (GO): protein phosphorylation
Molecular function (GO): protein serine/threonine kinase activity; ATP binding; protein binding
Source: RefSeq, a predicted model, not a curated record